Molecule: messenger RNA, 168 nt
Organism: Racocetra persica
Lineage: Eukaryota; Fungi; Glomeromycota; Glomeromycetes; Diversisporales; Gigasporaceae
Source: the annotation of a GenBank genome assembly
AUGACUAAUGACGACGGGCCUACGGACGAAUAUAUGACUUACGAACCAGUAAACGCAUCAAAGAGUGGUAAUAAAACUGGCAAGGAGAAAAGAAAUGUGUCUAUAGUGAAUGAUGAUAUUGUUAUGGAUCGAAGCUAUACUUCUAAGGGCAAUAAUGUAAAGACCAAC